AUGAAAGUAGAGGUCACUGAUAAACAAAAGAAUCACUAUGUUCUUGAAAUUGAAGAAAGUGCUUCACCUCAAGAUUUUAAAAAUCGUUUCCGCCAGGAGUAUAAUCAAGAUAUUGAUAAUUGCAAACUAAUUUACAAAGGCCGCGAGAUUAAAGAUGACAAAAAAUUUUCAGACUACUCAAUUAUAGAAGGCUCUAAAAUUGCGCUAUUGGAAUCAAAAUUUCAGAAGCGAGAAGAAGUAAAAAUCCCUCCUGAGCAGAAUUUUUCAAAGCCAGUUUCGUCUUUUUCACAAAAACCUAAAAUCCCUGAGCCUAAUUUCCCACAAAAUAUUUCAUCAAGCUCAAAAAAGCCUCAAAUCUCUUCAGAGCCGAAUUUCCCACAACCAAUUUCUUCUGGCUCUCAAAAGACUCAAAAUUCCCUGUCUGAUUUAACGCCUUUGCAAAGGCUGAGCAGAGAUUUGAUGAGUCCAGCUACUGAUGAACUGGUCUGCCAAUUGAUUAUGAUGGGCUUUGAUCCUGAAUUAUCUAAACAGGUAUUAAUUCAAACAAAUGGAAAUUUAGAAGACUCUGUUGAAAUUCUUAUAGCUCAAACUCAGUAUGAUCAGCCUACAAUGCAGGUCGCUUUGGAUAAUAUAAAUAACGUGGUAGAUCAAUUUAUGAGUAAUCCGCAGUUUCAGCGUUUUAUUGUGGAGAUUGCAACCUCCCCAGACCAAUAUGAGCGAGUUAUUUCACAAUUGUCAAUACAAGAUCCUAAUGUAAAAACAUGGUUUUUGAUCAAUAAAGAAGCCUUUAUUGAGGCUUGUAAGAAGAGAGUAAUAAUGCGCAUUAAUAAUACCCAAAGAAAUCGAAUUGAAGAAAUCCCAGAUCAACCAAUCAAAAGACAAAAUCAGGGUCAAAUGGGAGGAGGGAUGGGUGGAAUGUUUGGAAUGGGUGGAAUGAGUGGAAUAGAAAGUCUAAGCAGUUUAGGAACUUUGGGAAUGUUUGGAAAUAUAGGAGGUAUGGGAGGAAUUGACGGGAUGAGUGGUAUGGCAAGAAUGGGAAUGGACGGAUCUGGAAUGAUGAGUGGCCUCGGAGGAUUGGAAAACUUUGGAACGGGAAAAAUGGACAGAAUUAUGAAUAGAGGAUCUGAUAAAUUCUCAGAAUUAAACAAAAAGAGCUCUAGUCCCCAAGAGUCAGAUGAAGAUAGUUCAAUAUCUGGCGAGGACUCUUUAUCAUCAGACAUAGAGGACAAAAACUUUUAA
Messenger RNA from Blepharisma stoltei, 1239 nucleotides. Lineage: Eukaryota; Ciliophora; Heterotrichea; Heterotrichida; Blepharismidae. The record is from the annotation of a GenBank genome assembly.